Messenger RNA from Macrosiphum euphorbiae (potato aphid), 543 nucleotides. Lineage: Eukaryota; Metazoa; Arthropoda; Insecta; Hemiptera; Aphididae. The record is from the annotation of a GenBank genome assembly.
AUGCUGAAGAGUGAGGACACACUAAUUGUCGCACCACACGUUCUGAGUAAGUCUCCAUCACCUUUGAACGAAAUUUCCAAGGACCACAUGGAGUUUGCUAAAAUGACAUCAGGUCCACACACUGGUGCAGGUAAUCGGCUAUCUUCGAGGAUUGACAGCCUUGCUAAGCCGUUGGCUCGGUUGGCCAAACCGUUGAAUCGGCAGAGUGAAGUUGUCCGGGAAUCUGACCACCGGAUCCCGUGGUCAAGAAAUCGCAAAAUUGUAGCCAUUGGAAAAAAUCAAGUAGUAAACCCGCCGCCGCCACCACCAACACGAACAAAAACUUCAACAGGUGUGGCACGUGCUUCUUUGAAGUACGAAGCGUCGGACCACAUUAAGAAAUUGGCCAAGCACCGCACAAUGCCGAAAGUGGUCGAAGAAAAGAAUUGUUUUUCGGUGAAGCCAUUGUCGCUUGCUUACAAGCCGUCGCUCCGCAUUCUAGAACUCUCCAAGCCUCGGAUCCGCGAAAAUGAGACGGGAUCGACGCUUAUAACAAAUAAUUAA